AUGAGUUGGAUGGACAGUUGGAGUCGUCCCUCCAAAUCCCAAGCAACGCCAGCACCUUUCUACCUACUUCCAGGAGGAGAAGCAACGCCUUACUGCCAUUCAUGUGGAAGAGUCAUUAGCACACGAAAGACUACAACGUCGGCUAAAAACAAUACGCCAGUUAAAUAUUGCUCGAGCCGAUGUCGGACACAAAAGCCUGGAAAGUUAGACCGUGAGCUCGAAAAGGCCUUUUUAAAAUUGUUGAACGCCGAAGAACAUACUGCUACAGAGAAGAAACCGGCCAACGGGAAACACAAGAAAGGGAAGAAUAGCAAGGGCGACAAUCGGAUCUUGGUAUCAUGCAGCGCAGCGGAGGAGCUUGUCUUUGGGCCAAACCGAACAUCCAUGGAGGAAGAACACGAAGAAACUCACAGCGAGGACGAAAUACCUCAUACAUCUAGACCUGCACAGGCGACGUCUGAAUCACGAACAUCUGAAGAAGACAUGGACCUUGCAGACAUCCUGAGAGACGAAAUGCACGUCGAUGGCGAUGUGCUCGCACGUAUGUCGGUCCGUAGUGGCACGCGCAUCCGUCCGGCGCAAUCAGUCUCUGAAGUGAACGGCAGCGUGGGUGGCGAGAAGGGACGCGCAGAAAAAAUCCACGAGACGGAUGAAAUGUUGGAAAAGAGAAAACAGGGACAGAAGCGAGCCAAAGAGCGUGAGAUGGCCAAGUGCGCAGCGCGAAGGGGUGUCGUGUUUGGGUUCUCUGUUAAUGAGGAUGGUGAGAAGCGCCUUUGUGAGGCUGUCAUGUCAGGAAAAGUCGUGGAACCGAGCUUUGCCAAGGGAGAUUGGGCGAUACGUUGGAGAGAGUCGUAG
Molecule: messenger RNA, 855 nt
Organism: Fusarium venenatum
Lineage: Eukaryota; Fungi; Ascomycota; Sordariomycetes; Hypocreales; Nectriaceae
Source: RefSeq, a predicted model, not a curated record